Messenger RNA from Ectocarpus sp. CCAP 1310/34, 1374 nucleotides. Lineage: Eukaryota; Phaeophyceae; Ectocarpales; Ectocarpaceae. The record is from the annotation of a GenBank genome assembly.
AUGUCCGACGAAGAAGUCUGGGAGCCCUUGACCAUGGUGGACUACAUCAUGCUGGGGUUUGUGGGGACAGUCCAAGCCUUUGCCCUGGGCGUUUGCGUCCACCUGUUGAGUUGGCGGCAUUGGCCGCCGUACGUGACCAAGAACGUCGACAUCGUCAUCGUCAUGACGUUCGGUGGCUUCGGAUGGACGAUUUCGGUUGCUCUGGAUAAUGGUCUAUUUCGGAGGAGCGAGGGCGACAUUCUUGCCAAGUGCUACCUCGAGAGACUCCUGGCGUGGCCGGCGCUAUGCACGCACAUGUUCGCAUUUUUCAUCCGGGUGUACCGGAUGUGGAGAAUUUUGGUCAAGCACGACGAAAACAUGUGGCCCGCAAAGUACCAGAUCAUGUUGCUCUCGAGCAUCAGCCUGACCCCGGCGCUAGUGGCCCUGCUUGUUCCGGGUGCCUACGUUUUCGACGAGACUGUUAACUUGUGCACCACUACGAGCACGUCGAGGACCGUGACUUUGGCGAUGAACGCCGUGGGGUUCUACACCAUAUGCUAUAUUUGGUGGCGGCAAUCUUACGUGCACGUGCCUGCAACAGGCCUCAUGCGUGCCGUGUGCGCUCUGGUGUCUCUUGCCGCCAAGACCAGGUUUGUGUGCACCCGUCAGCUGAGAUGGGUCCGGAAGCAGUUCAACGAGUACGAGACGAUGAAGUGGACCCUAUCAUGCCUGACUUUGCUCCUGUUCAGCUAUGCUGUCGUCGUUGUCGUUGUCCUGGACGGCCAACAUGUUAUUGUCAGAAGAGUGGCCAUCGUGUACCCUGCGCUAACGACGCACACGGUGUUGUGGGGCUCCAUCGGCGAGCCUGUGUUGAAGAAGUGGACGAGAGACGAGGAGUACCUGUGGUCGUUCACCAAGGGCUUCUCAGAUCUACCUUCGCCGGCGCAGCUCAAGGCUAGCCUCGCAGAGCAGCUGUCGGUCGAGCAACUCCGGGCCGAGUUUCGGAGAUACAUCGAGACGAAGGUGGCCCAAGAGCUGGUGGACUUCUACCUCGACUCGCUAGACAGGGAGGAGAUCAAGGAAUACUUUGCUAGACAGGCGGUAACGAUGCGCAUCGUGGCUCAGUACAUCAGGGAAGGGGCCCCUGACCAGGUAAACAUUUCGGGGGAGUGUCGAGAGGAGAUUUUGUCGACGCACGUGACGGCCUACGACAUCUUCGACCGCGCUAGAGUAGAGGUUCUGACCGUCAUGGAGACCAACUUCCAGAGAGAGUUCGUAGAAACGGAGGGGUUUCGCCGAAUCGUUGAAGCGUCCGAGCUGGAGCAGCGAGAAAACCGCCUCCUGCGGGCCGGGGGCUUCUUGCCGCCGGACACCCCGCCUUCGCUCUGCGGGUGA